Messenger RNA from Mizuhopecten yessoensis (Yesso scallop), 2549 nucleotides. Its product is annotated as 39S ribosomal protein L50, mitochondrial-like. Bases 28 to 702 code for a protein of 224 amino acids. Lineage: Eukaryota; Metazoa; Mollusca; Bivalvia; Pectinida; Pectinidae. Gene Ontology annotation, cellular component: mitochondrial large ribosomal subunit; mitochondrion. The transcript has 4 exons. The record is from RefSeq and is a predicted model, not a curated record.
UUGAAGGAGGCAGAUUUUGAAAAGAAAAUGGCAGCGUCCUUGCGAACAGUAUCGUGCAGUCGAAUAUGCACGGGUUUGAGAUGUUUACAACUAGGAAGUCGAUCACAGUUCCCUGCAGUUCCGUGUCGUAAUGCCACUAUUCUAAAGAAGUUUUGGAAGGGCUCUCCAAAACCUAAACCAGUGGAAGAAGAUGUUGAUGACCUGUACGAUUUUCCAGCAAGUAGUCACAUAAGAAGUUUAGAUGCAAUGCAGUGCCUCAGAAAGAGAAGUGGUGUAAGCACAAAGAGAGGCUACUCUCCACCACACGAUGUAGAGGAAAGGAUACAGAGGAUCGCCGAAGACAUAUUUGGAGAGAAAGAAGACUGGAAGGAAACACAGUUGACCGACCGCCAAAACAAGUAUCAGUUCCUGACUCGGACAAUCAAGGAGUUUGAUCACAACAUACCUAACAUGGUCCUGACGAAGCUGGAUAAAGUCGACAACGUGGUCGGUCACUUCAGCACCGAAGUCCGGGAAACAAGUGCUCUAGAGGACAUUUCUAAACUUGACCUCCCCAAAAACUUACACAUGAACUUAGACUAUAUCCGAUUUCACGACGAGAAAGAAAAAUUAUUCAGCGGUAAAACAGCCUUUCCUACACGGCCUACCAUCGUUCACAGUAUCAAGCACAAAAGACAAUACAAGGGAUCAAAACCGGAAUGAAAGGAUUAUCUGCCCUUUGCUGCCAUCAUUUUGGAAACUUGUUGUUUGUCUUAAAGGUUCCCUGUACCACUACAGGCAAUUGUAACAAUGUAUUGGAAACUAUUUAAAAAAAAGACAAUUCUGAUUAUUCAUAGCUGUCAACCCUCCCUCAUUAGGAAGGAGGCUCCCUCAUUUUGACCAAAAUUUACCAAUCUCCCUCAAAAUUUCCUUGUUCAAGUCCAAACUCCCACAAACUCAAAAUAUGCAUCCUGUAGUCAAAUGAUCUCCUAAUUAAUGCAGGGUGUGUGUAAUGAUCAUAACAGGUGUAUCUGAAUCAAAUUAAGCUAUUUUGAUGCAUAAAACCAACAUGACUGUAGCUUUAACUUUUGAAAAGAAAAAGGCAAUUCAUAGCUGUCAACCCUCCCUCAUUAGGAGGGAAACUCCCUCAUCUUGACCAAAAUUUACCAAUCUCCCUCAAAACUUCCUUGUUCAAGUCCAAACUCCCACAAACUCAAAAUAUACAUCCUGUAGUCAAAUGAUCUCCUAAUUAAUGCAGGGUGUGUGUAAUGAUCGUAACAGGUGUAACUGAAUCAAAUUAAGCUAUUUUGAUGCAUAAAAACAAGAUAGAUAAAUUAAGCAUAGCAAUCUCGGUCAUAUUUCACACACUUUCUCCCGCAUUAUGAAUGUGGAGUGAGAGAGAUCUCCCUUAUUGGAGGUUUCAGAGGGUGACACCUACGAGACAUACGUUUUGUAGCUGAAUUGUGAAAAGAGAUAUUAACAGUGUUCUGAAUGAAAAAAUGCAAUGUUCGUACUCUGGCCAAGUUACACAUCAGAUACUGUAUUUAUCUUGCAAUAAAACUUAGGGGGACAACUAGGGCUGUCACAAUAUAUCGGAAAACAGGUAUGUAUAAUCACAAUACACGGGUAUAUUGUAUCGUACCACAAUACAGAGAUGAAAUAUUGCUGUAUUGCAAUAUUUUUCAGAAGCUUAUUUUUAUGUAUGAAGCAUAAAGCAGGCUUUCAAUAGUUCAAAUUUUGUAAUCGAUGGUUGGUUCGACAAAAAUCUUAAAUCUGUGUAAUCCAUAUUACACAUGAUUAAGUUUGAUAACAUUCUGACAACAAUUAAUUAUGAAAUUGAGCACAUCUUUCCUAUGACAAUAUAUCGGGAUACGUAUCGCAAUAUAUUCAUUCUGUAUUGCAAUAUAUCAUGAUACACUCUUGGUGCAUUGUGACACCCCUAGGGACAACACAUAAUUUCUUACUCAAAGAAGGAAAUGGGCUUAUUACAAAUAAAUAAUAACAGCAAUUGUUGAAAUUUCUACUGAAAUGCAUUAGGUAUGGGUGGGCUUAAUACCAGAUAUUGUCUUAUUGUAAGAUAAAUACAGUAUAUCCAAAAAACAAAAAGACAGGGAGGUUACUCUGUAUGGAAAAAAUAGAACUCUCUAUAGUGUUUCGUCUACAGUGGGACAGGCAUCCUUAAAAGACAAAUUCUAGAUAAGAACCAUCACUUGAAACCAUAAAGCAAGUUUUCUGUUUUACUAUUGGAGACUGUGUGGUAUUGUAUAAUAUUUAGAAACUUUGUUGAUAUAAAGCAAGUAUGAGAAUUUGUAUAAAUUUUGUUCUGGAGUCAUGAUAAUGAUGACAACACUUAAAUGGUAUUGUCUGUCUAAUGAAGAGUGUUUUAUAAGAAAAACUAUAUAAGUACUGAAGUAAACACACAUUAGUAUUACAGGAAUGGUAUAGCUCUGUUUCAUGUAACAGGGAAAAUAGAUUGUUUGUAUUAUCAUUAGAGACGGGUCAAACACUUAUAUUUCAGGGCUGGAAAUUGAAUGACAGAUAAAUAAAUGGAAAAUAGUGUCUGAUGAAAA